This is a messenger RNA of Saccostrea cuccullata (small rock oyster), 1479 nucleotides long. Its product is annotated as TWiK family of potassium channels protein 7-like. The transcript is spliced from 3 exons. Gene Ontology annotation, cellular component: plasma membrane. Gene Ontology annotation, molecular function: outward rectifier potassium channel activity; potassium ion leak channel activity. Gene Ontology annotation, biological process: potassium ion transmembrane transport; stabilization of membrane potential. The coding region runs from base 412 to 1476 and encodes 354 amino acids. The record is from RefSeq and is a predicted model, not a curated record. NCBI's taxonomy places the organism in Eukaryota, Metazoa, Mollusca, Bivalvia, Ostreida, Ostreidae.
UUUGACAUUAAUGAUAUGACUAUGAAUGGAUGAUCUCUUUAUUAUAAAAUAUAAAUUAGAGCAAUAUCCGGACUUAUUACCUUGUGUCAACGGCAUCCAUCAUUGCAUGUACCGAAGGAUUCGCUUUCGCGCUUAUAAUAGUACCAAAUUUUAUACUAGGUGCAAGAGACCUUUUAACUUCGCAUAGGGAAUACAGGCGGCAAAAAGCUAGAUGGUAUCUCGUCCUCCAAUUGAUAAUGAGGACGUUAGAAGUUAGGAGACAGAUCAGAGUGUAACAUUGUAAACGUGUCCUUUGAUAUAAAGCGGCCAUUUGUCAUAUCAACUAAAUGAGCAAAGAUAUAACAACCUCUAAUCUAAUGGAAGCUGUCUGUUUCCAACUAUUUGUCAGUUUUAUCUGUUAAACUUGUGGUGAUGUCAGAAAGUGGACGACAAAGGCAAGGCUGGACCGGCUCCUGUUACGAGUGUCGCAAAAAAUGCUGCUGGUUCUUCAAGAGACUCGUCGUCUUCUGUUUCUCACAGAUCGGCAUCGUGUGUCUUGUGGUCGGAUAUGCACUUCUGGGCGCUGCAAUAUUCGGGGCCCUGGAAGAACCAAAAGAGGAACUUAAUCGUGUAUUGGUCAAAGACAUAAGGAAUAAAACGCUCCACCGCCUCUGGUGGCUGAAUGAAAAUUUAUUCGUGUUUGAAAGACAAAACUGGACAAGAGCUGUGGAAAAAGUACUUCAAGACUUCCAGAUAGAUGUAUUUAUGGCGGUGACUAUUGACGGAUGGGAUGGCAGGGAAGAUAAUUAUACCGGAGUUUCUGAAUGGUCGUUUACUGGUGCUCUCUUGUAUUCUGUCACCGUGAUCACCACAAUAGGAUAUGGGAACAUUACUCCUAAAACCACGUUGGGACGGUUUGUUACGAUUGUGUAUGCAUUCAUCGGAAUCCCUCUCACAAUGAUUUGCUUGGCUAAUGUAGGUCACGUGCUUAGCAUUUCGUUCAAGAUACUCUAUAGACGACUUGUAUGCAAAAAGAGGAAGAAAGAAACAAACACAACAUCUGAUGCCUCUUCAAAAUAUCUGUUUGCGAAUCCUCAGAAUGUGAAAACAGAAGAUGAUGAAAACGAGACUCAGUUCGUUUUGUCGGACAUUGAGACGGUCAGUGAUACACGAGUCCCAGUAUACGUGUGCUUCCUUCUCGUCAUUGCUUACAUUUUGUUGGGCACUGUGUUGUUUAGCCUCUGGGAGACCUGGGACCCCUUUACAGCCGGGUAUUUCUGCUUCAUAACCCUCAGCACGAUAGGCUUUGGGGACGUAGUACCUGGCCAUAGUUUGGAGAAUUGGGCCAGUCCCGCCAAACGAGUCACGUGUUCACUGUAUCUGCUGUUCGGUCUCACUUUGAUAUCGAUGUGCUUCAGCUUGAUGGUGGAUCACGUUCGGGAGAUAUCGCGGAGAUUUGGUCAAUGGAUAGGACUUUUACAGAGAGAAGGGGAAUAAACU